Molecule: messenger RNA, 2926 nt
Organism: Abrus precatorius (Indian licorice)
Lineage: Eukaryota; Viridiplantae; Streptophyta; Magnoliopsida; Fabales; Fabaceae
Exons: 5
Coding region: 151-708 (185 amino acids)
Source: RefSeq, a predicted model, not a curated record
GAGGGUAAACUCUGUUCUCUAUUGUUCACACUGUUUCUUCGGCAGCGCGAUUGUUGGAACCCAUACAAACGCUUAUGCAGAGGUCAAAUCGUUGGUCACCAUCACUGCUAGCUCAGCUCAGCUUCUGCUCUAUUUCUCUCCAGUGAAGUGAUGAGAAACCAAUACAGUCUAGUUGUGAGUUCAUCGUUGCUGCAAGCUCUGUUCACACUUUGGAUUUGCCAAAUGAAAGUGAGGGUUGUGUGCAGGAAAAUUUACGACUACAUACGCUAUGAUCUCAAAGAAAUUGCUUUUCCCUCCUCUUUGCCAGAUCCUCCUCAUAUAAAAAAACGCCGUAUAUUGACCUGGGAGGAGCGUAUCUGGGUUUUGAAGAGAGCUGCCAGGCUUUAUGCUGCAAGCUGGGUCCGUGACAUUGGUCCUGAUCUUCGGCCAAAUGAUUAUAAGAAGGACGAAAUGACUGAUGAAACAAAUGGUGAAAAGAAAACAACUACAGCAAAAGAACCCUCGACACUGGAGGAUCUUGCUAUAGCCGCUAGAGGGGGAAUGGAGACUCUCAGACCUGCUUUGCAGCGUGUAUACAUGACCAGAGCUUCUGCAUACAGGGAUGCUCUUAAAAGUUUCAUAGAAGGAUACCAAGAAGGUGUUCAGCAAGUAAUGGAAAAGGAGAAAAUUUCCAAAACUCAAGAAAAUGCUGAUGUACAGAAAAAAUAAACUUGAACUUUCUUGUAGUAGGCAGGGUGUUAUUUCUUCUCCUGCAGACCCAGCUGUCAUUUAGAUUCAUGCAUGAACAUUUGCUAAAUUAGUGAAAGUCCCCUUGAAUUAAAUGGUUUUAAUGUAUAUUGCACUGAACAAAUGUAAUUGAAUAUUCCAAAAUAGAUGUAUUUUGGAUACUAAACAUCCAAUCAUAGUCCUGAGUUUUGUUUUAAUGGUAUGUUUGUUUGGAAAGUGGUAGCAUUAGCUCAUGUUGAUAUCGUGUUUCUUUAGUAGCUAUAGCAAAUGGUGAAUUAUCUAUUAUUAUUUGCAUCCCCCCUCAAGAUAAGGGUUUGAUAAUUGCUGAUUAUACAGGACUCUUGUUAGUUUUACAAUCACUGAAGACUACGUAAUGAAUUUCAUGUCAUUGGCAAAGGAUGGGAGGAUGCAGUUGACACUAGGUUUUUGCAAUCUAAAUUAUUCUGUGUAGAGCUUCACAUAUCCAAAUUUGUUUUUUUCUCUUAGAGAUAUGUGAAUGCACGUUCUUAAAGAUGAUAUAAGGUGAGCUUUUUUAUGAUUGUUAUCGGGUUGGGUUAUAUAGUAUCCUUGGCUAAUGCUAAUUAGGUUAGAUUGUGUCAUCAUUUCUUCUAUGUAGAAUUACUGAGGCAUUCUACAAUAUUUUUUGGCUUCUGGUGGGUUGAAUUAUCAGUCCGGGACUAUGAGGUGCUAAUUAUAUCGUAGGAUGCCAUCUUUUUUUUGCUUGGAAAACAUGUUGUGGCGGAUAAUUGGGUCAUUGGAUGCCAGGGUGAAUAGUUUUGGUUUCAUUUUGGAGGAUGAGAUGGCUGAGAAGACUAGCAUAAUGUGAAAGAUAAGACAAAUUUAUGCCCCACAAAAUAUUAUUGACUCCAUCUCUUGAGUGACGAGCCUUCUAUAUUGGACCACUUCCUUAUGAAGCUUCCACGAAUAGUCCUCAAAAUUAUGGAGGAAUAAUUCUUACUAUUUCAGGUAAGAGUCAUAAGUUUUUCUUUGUAGUAACAUUGUAGGCGUGGAUUAUAUUUUCAGUCUUGGCUUGCCGCCUAAGUUUGCUGGGAAACUUUUAAAGCACAAGUUUUAGAUCAGUAGAACUAUGACAUUGAGGGGCAUAAUCUACACAAUUGACAUAUAUUUUACUUUUCUGCAGUAAAAACCAGUUUGGCAGGAUGAACCUGAUGAGUAUUCCAUUUUGAAAAGAUGCAAGAAACAGCUUUGGUUUGUGAUUAAUCUGUUUAAUUUUGGUUUUGGUAGCAUAUGAGCUGAAAGGAAUCAGGUUACGGAGAUGCAAAGGGAGACUUAGUCGGUGUUGAUGCUGAGAUCAGUAUGGUGCUAUAUUCGCCAAGAAGAAAUUAAAUUCCCAUUGGUGCUCUUUAUUCUAUAUGACCUAAAGGAGGGACAGGGUGAGAUUCAUCGGGGCCUUUCAAAGUAAUGCUUAGUGGAGUGGAAUGAAGUGAUACACACAUUAUUUCUCUCAUGUUUUCCCCUUUAAUGUCAUCUGUACUGUAUUACUGUUAAUCAUAACUGGAUCACUCUUGCAGGUCAAAUCCUUUCAUUUCUUUGAUUGGCCAUUAUGUGUAGGCCAGUGAUAAACACCGCAUAUCUGAGGACCCUCCCACUUGCAGAGCCAGUGAGCCACUGAGAGAGAGAGAGAUUGGACGCCUUCUAAGGCAGGGCUCAAUGUGCCUCUUGUGUAAAUCUUUAUGGGCCCUAAUAAUCACAUGACACAGUAUUUGAUUACUCAUAAAGGUAUUCUGCUCUUUCUUUUGCAAAAUUAUUUUGUAUUGACUGUAUGAAAGUUGUAUUGAUCACAUUGAUUGAAGCUAAAAGCUUUGGUGAAUCCACUGUUUAUACACAGUGAUCAGCUCAAGCUCUUCUGGCCUGUGGGUCCUCGAAAAUUAUCAUUCGGUUUCUUCUUCCUCUAUGAGAGACAAGGGCAAGGACUUGUACUGGUUGGAGUUUGGAGUUUUGGUAAUUCAGUGCGAUGAAUCAUUGAUCAAAAGCAUUUCACUGACGGGUCACGUCCUUAUUUCCGCAACCCCUACUUGUCUUCUAUAUAAGCAGUUAAUAGUACUACAGCUUGAACUUCAGUCAGUGAAAGUGUCCUUCACCUGAUAAUACCUAAGUGUUGUACCUGAAAUUUGGAUUUUUUCUUUCACCAUGAAGCCAUAUCACCUUAGAGAGAGAAAAAUGAGUGGAAUAAAAAAAA